Messenger RNA from Populus nigra (black poplar), 1310 nucleotides. RefSeq lists its product as uncharacterized. Gene Ontology annotation, cellular component: chloroplast. Gene Ontology annotation, molecular function: oxidoreductase activity. The transcript has 7 exons. The coding region runs from base 113 to 1075 and encodes 320 amino acids. Lineage: Eukaryota; Viridiplantae; Streptophyta; Magnoliopsida; Malpighiales; Salicaceae. The record is from RefSeq and is a predicted model, not a curated record.
UUGGUCGGCAACAAGCACAAACAAUUUAACGGCCCAAAAUAAUUAAUUGAGCCGUUCUCCGAUGGAAACAAACUCAACGUCUCAAAGCCAGUACGAGUAAUAUAAAAUCGUUAUGACAACCACCGUCACCGUGACACGUGUUCCAUUGAUUUUCUCCGGUCAUUUUCCUAAUAAUAAAAACGGGUGUGCUUCACAAUCGGCCGUACACUUUUUAGGUAGCAGUAGCACUAGUAGUGCUAGUCGUAGCUCAUUUUCUUCGUCACUAACAACAACAACGCGCAUAAGGAGAGCAGGGUUCGCUGUAUUAGCUUCAAAUUCAAUGGCUCCAAGCAUUGUCCUUGUCACCGGAGCUGGUGGCAGAACUGGUUCCAUAGUUUAUAAGAAACUGAAGGAGAGGUCUGAACAAUAUGUUGCAAGGGGUUUGGUAAGAACUGAAGAGAGCAAGGAGAAAAUUGGAGGAGCUGAGGAUGUUUUUGUUGGGGAUAUAAGGGAAUCCGAAAGCAUCAUUCCUGCGAUCCAAGGAAUUGAUUCUCUGAUCAUCCUGACAAGUGCAGUGCCAAAGAUGAAACCUGGGUCUGAUCCAUCCAAAGGCAGGCCUGAGUUCUAUUUUGAAGAUGGAGCAUUUCCUGAGCAGGUUGACUGGAUUGGUCAGAAAAAUCAAAUAGAUGCUGCUAAGGCCGCAGGAGUUAAGCAAAUUGUGCUGGUUGGAUCUAUGGGUGGAACAAACCUAAAUCAUCCCUUGAACAGUUUGGGUAAUGGGAAUAUACUGGUUUGGAAGAGAAAGGCUGAGCAGUAUCUGGCCGACUCUGGUGUUCCAUACACAAUUAUAAGGGCUGGAGGCCUGCAAGACAAAGAAGGAGGUGUCCGAGAAUUACUUGUUGGAAAAGAUGACGAGCUUCUUCAGACAGAGACAAGAACCAUUGCCAGAGCUGAUGUUGCAGAAGUCUGCAUUCAGGCACUACAGUGCGAAGAGGCUCAAUUUAAGGCAUUUGAUCUGGCCUCAAAACCAGAGGGAACUGGCACCCCAACCAAUAAUUUUAAGGCUCUCUUUUCUCAAGUCACUGCUCGUUUUUGAUUUGUGAAGGGCAUUACUACAUGAGAUUUAUGUGCCUAGUUUCCUUCAAUGUUGUUCGUCAAGUAUUUUGAAUUAUGGAUACGUGUGUUUCCAAGGAUUUUAAACUGUAGAUCUUUUCCUUUCCCUUUGCAAUAACGUAUGAAAAGACCAGUUAACGCAGGUAAAACAUAAAUUGAUGUAUGAAAUAAAAGAUGUAUAACGUUGGAUUAUAAAGUCAAGUCUUAAAUUAAUACAA